GCGACCCCUCAUCCUGCUCGUUCCGCGUAGCUCCCCAUAACUAGCUUGCCGACUAUCUAGAGACCCUCAAGCGACAUGUCUACAGCACAUAGGCCGACAUGGGAUCCAGCACAGGCGAAAGACGUCAAGGGUGGCUCGCGCCAGUUCUCGGUGCGAGACAUGGCUGCACACACGAAGCUCAAGUUCCGACAACCUGGGCAGACGUCAACGGCAGAGGUAGCGAAGCGGGACCUGCGCGCAGAGUUGCUCGCGGCCGAGGCGGAGGCGCGCGACCGGAAGCGCAAGGCAGAGGGCAAGCCGCCACUGGCCGUGGAGAACGGGAGCGGGGCUGAUGCGGCGACGGAGGGACAGAGCGAAGAGUCAAACAAGCGCAGGAAGUUGUUGCAGGAGGCGCUUGAGCUGGACAAGGACGAUGAUGACGAGGACGAGAAGAGCGAGAAGGGCGAGAACGGAGAUGAGGACGACGACGAAGAGGACGAGGAUGAGGACGAGGAGGAGGACGACACGGCAGAACUCCUGCGCGAGCUGGAGAAGAUUAAGCGGGAGCGAGCAGAGGAGAAGGAGCGGCAGGACCGGGAGCAGUCUGCGUCCGCGCAGGCGGAGCGCGACGCGGAGAUCGCGACGGCGAACCCGCUGCUGAAUCUUGCGGCCGCGCUCGGCCAGACGCCGAACGGCGUGAACACGACGAAGCCGGGCACGUUCGCGGUGAAGCGGCGGUGGGACGACGACCUCAUCUUCAAGAACCAGGCGAUGAGCUCGCGGGACAAGGACAAGGAGCCGCACUUCGUCAACGAUCUGUUGCGGACAGAGUUCCACAAAAAGUUCAUGGCGAAGUUCAUCAAGUGAACCUCGCGCUCUGUUGUACUUUCUACUGUAUCAUCGGCUAUACGAACUGCUUGGGGACCUUGUCUGUGCAAAUGCGCCCCUCGAGCUGCCCGACCAUUCACCAUUACACAUGUCCAGCAACACAGGACAUAUAUUUAUCAAGGGAACUACGUAUACGUCACGCACCUUCUCGGAGCAGUGCCCGGCUUUCAUGUACGUCGACCUGGGGACCUGUACACCACAUAUGGAGGUUGUGCGCGACAUACGAUGGCUAUGCACCACAGCGACAUAUUGCUUUCGCGUACCUGCGCGUUUCGCACAUUUUAUUCCUCCGCUCCGCUGCU
Messenger RNA from Trametes versicolor FP-101664 SS1, 1169 nucleotides. RefSeq names its product Cwf15/Cwc15 cell cycle control protein. Gene Ontology annotation, biological process: mRNA cis splicing, via spliceosome. The record is from RefSeq and is a predicted model, not a curated record. The transcript is spliced from 6 exons. NCBI's taxonomy places the organism in Eukaryota, Fungi, Basidiomycota, Agaricomycetes, Polyporales, Polyporaceae. The coding region runs from base 76 to 846 and encodes 256 amino acids. Gene Ontology annotation, cellular component: catalytic step 2 spliceosome. Gene Ontology annotation, molecular function: RNA binding.